This is a messenger RNA of Vicia faba (fava bean), 657 nucleotides long. NCBI's taxonomy places the organism in Eukaryota, Viridiplantae, Streptophyta, Magnoliopsida, Fabales, Fabaceae. The record is from the annotation of a GenBank genome assembly.
AUGGCUACUAAUGAAAAUCUUUCGCCUAAUGUGAUAAAGCAACUUGCCAAUGAGUUGAAAAAUCUUGAUGAAACCACUCUCGAGGGCAUUAAAGUUGUGAUUUUCCAUCCAAAUGUUGCAAACAAUAGAGAGAUUUGUGUCAACACACUAAAAAAGGAUUGGAAUCCUAGCCUUGGAUUACGACAUGUUCUUAUCGUUGUUAGGUGUCUAUUGAUUGAACCAUUUCCGGAGUCAGCUUUAAAUGAACUUGCCGGUAAACUACUGCUUGAAGAUUACGCGGAGAAUGCCAGACAUGUCAGGAUUUACAAUGGCAUUCAUGCAAAACCAAAGGCCAAGUUCAAAAGUGAAGCUAUAACACAAUCAAUUACUUAUAUGAAUGUUGAUCAGAAGAACACCUCAGUGCUAAAUGUUGACAUCAAAACCAUGUCGUCAAGUGCUGCUUUGCCACCAUUGUCGCUGCCCUCGACGACUGCAGCAAGAGGUGCUAGUCAGGAUCAGGCAACAGGCAUUCUUACCGAGUCAUCUGCUAAUCAUUCUACUGCUGCUGCGGUAGUUUCUGCUGCUCAUGCACCCGAUAAAAAAGAAACUGGAACUGCCAAAGCUCAGGAAGACAAGAAGAAACUAGAUGCAAGAAAGAGAAGUUUAAAAAGAUUAUGA